UUUCAUUCGCAGGAUCGGGCACGUUUUGUCGGGAGCAAGCCCAAGCGGGUGUUACUGUCCGAGGCUGCGGGCUCCGCCAGCAGGCGUCUCGUCGUCGAACUGGUGAGAGGGAGAGCCAAGACGAAUUUUGUGGAUGAGAACAUUAACGAAUCCUGCCUGGAUCGCGGUUUCUUUUCUGUGCCUCUUUAACGCCUAACUUAAACGCCGGUGUGUCUCCUCGCUGCAGACAAUCGGUGGUAAAGCUGAUUAUUAUUAUUAUUAUUAUUAGUGUUAUUAUAAGCGACUGUAUGUUUGCGCCAGUCGCUGCUGCUUGCGCACUUGGACAUCGAGCAGGGGCGCAGGGAACCAUGUUAGUGAGUCAACAGCUGGAGUGGAUAACACACGACGGAUCUCGGUCAGCGUCCGCUCGCUCGUCGUAACCGACGCAUGGGCUGCGUCCGUCCCUCCGUCCGUCCCUCCGUCCGUCCGGCGACUCAACAGGAACGCGGAGAGCCAACAGCAUCCAGCCACUGCGCCGCUGUCGGGGCAAACAGCAUCGAGUGAUGGAGUCCCCCCGCGCAGACCUUGGCUGUUAAUGGUUCACAGAUUAAUGAGGGAGCUGUUUUGGAAGAGCAGCGGCAGAAGUUGAGGAGGAAGGAAGGAAGGAAGGAAGGAAGGAGGGAAGGAAGGAGAGAUCUCCGGUUGCCGGUGGAUACCGCGGCUCUCGCGCGCCUGGCCCUGCGUAACCCUCGGACUAAUAGACGGACGGAGGCAGAAUGCGGUGUCGCCGUCAGCCCCCUCUCUGACCGAGUGACAGAGGACGGAGUCGGCUGGUCGAGGACACCGGGUGCUCGUUGAAACCCCGCUGUUUGUUUGUGUGUGUGCGCGCGCGCGCGCGUGUGUGAGCGCGUGGUGGUAAAAACCGGUUUUUGAUGCGCGAGAAAGUGACGUGCCGCCCUCCCACCUUCCCGCCUUUUGCCACGAGCCUCUUGUCAACUCAACGGACGAGGCAGCCGAGUACUUCCCUUUUCGCUCCAUACUUUUUAUAUUUCAUAUAUAGGCAAAUAUAUAGGUUUGUUUUUAUUGGGGGGGGGGCCGCCUGUCUGUUGAACACCUCACUGCGAGUCCCCAAGUCUCGCGGGAUAUAAAGGAACUAAAAGGCUGAAUCUGAAAGAGAAGGAGGGAAAAGAAGAAGAAGAAGAAAGGGGGAAAAAAAGAAGCCGAGAUUUAAGAGAAACAGGAGCCGCCUAUAUGAAGAUGCUGAUGUGUGACCGCGGCGUCCAGAUGCUCGUGACGACGGUGGGCGCGUUCGCCGCCUUCAGCCUCAUGACCAUCGCCGUCGGCACCGACUACUGGCUGUACUCGCGCGGGGUCUGCCGCACGAAGAACAGCGGCGACAACGACACGAGCCGCAAGAACGAGGAGGUGAUGACGCACUCCGGCCUCUGGCGGACCUGCUGUCUGGAAGGAACAUUCCGAGGAGUGUGUAAGAAGAUCGAUCACUUCCCAGAGGAUGCCGACUACGAAGCGGAUGCUGCUGAAUACCUCCUCCGGGCUGUGCGUGCCUCCAGUAUCUUCCCCAUCAUGAGUGUGGGUCUGCUGUUCCUGGGGGGCCUCUGUGUGGCCGCCAGUGAGUUUUACCGGAGCCGACACAACGUCAUCCUCAGUGCAGGAAUCUUCUUUGUCUCCGCAGGCCUCAGUAACAUCAUUGGAAUUAUUGUCUACAUAUCAGCCAACUCGGGCGACCCGGGUCAGAGCGACAGCAAGAAGUCCUACUCCUACGGCUGGUCCUUCUACUUUGGCGCCCUCUCCUUCAUCAUGGCAGAAAUGGUCGGCGUGCUGGCUGUGCACAUGUUCAUUGAGAAGCACCGCAAGCAGCGGGCCAAGUCCCGCACCGAGCUCAUCAAGAAAUCCGCCUUCAGCCGCAUCCCCUCCUACCGCUACCGCUUCCGGCGCCGCUCCAGCGUACGUUCCUCCGAGGCCCCCAGCCGCGACGCCUCACCCCUGGGGAAAGGUGGCUACACGGGGCCUGCUGCCUCCGAGAUGCCCAUGUACACGCUGAACCCGCGCGAGGCGGGCAACGCCGGCACCAAACCAGGCGUCAUGGGCGGGCUGCUCAACUCAGAGAGGGAGUUCCUCCAGAGCAGCACACUCACUAAAGACUACAGCAAGGACCCCAACCGCAGGACCACGCCUGUCUGAGAGGUGCUGGCUGCAGAUAUCACCCAAUCAGAGUAUCAGCGAGGAUGAUGAUGAUGAGAAAUACAGGGGGGUUAUGAGCAAACGCAGGGGCCACGCAGGGUUACGGGGUGGGAAAGGGGUUUGAUAAACUUCGACUGUGAACUGUGAACUUUUAGCCUUUGAACUGUGAAUCCUGAGCCCUGUGAGAGAUUCAGUGUGUGUGUAGCAGGGGGGAGUUUUGAAGGAGAAGUUGUUCCCAACUCCACUUUACCACAUAUCACUGUAGUUGUACCUGUAACUUCUUAUAUGUGAAGGCACAUUCGAUUUAUGUUCAUGACUUUUAUGUUCAUAAAUUGACUUUUAGCUCUUUCAACAGGGAAACAGGAUUGAAUUGGACAAACAGUGUUUAAGAGCAUAUCGCAUAAGUGGUUUGCUGUCUGGGGCAACUUCUCCUAAAAAUGGAAACAAUGUGAACAACGGGAGAAGAGGGAAGAAGUGAGAGAGCCUGUGUGAUCUUUGACCUUCUGACCUCUGUCCUCCUGACCCUUUUGGAUAGCAGCCGAGCGGGAUCAGUGCAGCGAGCAGCCUUAGAGCACUGAGCUGUCUCUCUGAUUACGAUGCUGUUCAAAACUGAGGAAGUUGACGCCUCAGGAGAGGGAUUGAUUCAUUUUCAGUUCAGCGGGAUUUCAAAAUAUACAUUAAAAAUGCAGUUUGUCCAUUUUAUGGUAGCACAUUUGUCGCACUAGUUAUUAUUUUCUAUACAUAUUGUAUAUAUAUACACGCCUGCCUUUCAUACUUGAUUGGUUUGAUUUAAUCACGGAAAAGCUCUUUUCAUAACAGACUGAACUGAAACUGAAUUGAGCUCAUCCCUGGUAACAUUUACCCCCCUCUCUCUGAUCCCAGGUCAGUUGUUAAACCCUGCAUACUGAUUAAUUUUUUUUUUUCUUAUGAAGGGUAAACAAGUAUAUUCUGUCACUGGGGGAAAGUUGUGACUCAACAAAACUAAUGAAUCUCUUUUAGCUGGUAAUGUUAGCUCAUUGGUGCUUCCUUUUACUCCUGUUUUUGGCCACACAAGUCUUCUCUUGAUUUAUUUAUUGAUUUCACCUAAAGCUUAAAGAGAUGAUCAAA
Molecule: messenger RNA, 3288 nt
Organism: Scophthalmus maximus (turbot)
Lineage: Eukaryota; Metazoa; Chordata; Actinopteri; Pleuronectiformes; Scophthalmidae
Gene: cacng3b
Product: calcium channel, voltage-dependent, gamma subunit 3b
Exons: 5
Coding region: 1231-2181 (316 amino acids)
Biological process (GO): positive regulation of synaptic transmission, glutamatergic; neurotransmitter receptor internalization; regulation of AMPA receptor activity
Cellular component (GO): postsynaptic density membrane; AMPA glutamate receptor complex
Molecular function (GO): channel regulator activity; voltage-gated calcium channel activity
Source: RefSeq, a predicted model, not a curated record